CCGACUCCCGAAUUGGUAUGGAGUAUUCGAGGAAGACAACAUCACUUGUAGAAAACCACCAUAUUCUGCUCGCCCGCUAUCAUCCGAGGCAUAAAAACUGACACCAUGGGUAUUUUCUGCGGCUGCUUCUCCGCAUUGCAACAACAAUUUCGUGAACCUGGCUGAGCACGCAAGACUAUUGCACACGCGACACCCAAGAAGCAAGAAAUCAUGGAGUAUUUUGAAGCAAAUCCGAAGCCGGCGUCUCUGGACCGACAUUGUCAGCUGGCACGCGCAUUUGUUCAACGUCACGUCGAAGAGAACCGUCGAGUCGCUCUCGUCACUUCAGGCGGAACUACUGUGCCACUCGAGAACCAGACUGUCCGAUUCAUUGACAACUUUUCUGCUGGUACGCGUGGUGCCACCAGCGCCGAAUACUUCCUGGAGGCAGGAUAUGCUGUCAUUUUUCUACAUCGACAAUUUUCUCUCCUGCCGUAUAGUCGGCAUUACAGCCAUAGCACCAAUUGCUUCCUUGACUUCAUGACGCACAGCGCCUCUGGUGAAGUCGUCGUGGAAAACGAGUACCAGAAGCAGAUGGACGUCGUCCUGCAACGAUAUCAGAAAGCCAAAAGAGAGAAUACACUCUUGCUUGUACCAUUCACUUCAGUCAACGAAUACCUCUGGCAUCUUCGAGAAUUUGCCAUGACUCUGCAACCACUCGGCGCCAAUGCCUUGUUCUAUCUAGCAGCCGCCGUCUCUGAUUUCUUCGUCCCGGCAGAACGCAUGGUCGAGCACAAGAUCCAAUCCUCGGAGGACUUCAACACAAACAAAGCCAACGGCAUACAAGCGGGAGACGCCAACGAGUCCAAGGCUCCCGCAGCUUACAUGUCCAACGCCAGCCUAGUCAUCAAUCUCGAUCCAGUCCCCAAAUUUCUCAAACUCCUUGUCGACGGCUGGGCGCCGCGUGCAAUGAUCAUCUCUUUCAAACUAGAAACCGACCCGAAGCUCUUGUCGAUCAAAGCUCACAAUGCACUGAACAAGUAUGCGCACCAUUUAGUCAUCGGGAACUUGCUAAACACCAGAAAGUACGAGGUCCUAUUCGUCAGUGCCGGUAGCGAGGACAAAUGGAUACGGGUUCCAGUACAUCGUCGCACGAAGAGCGUUACAAAUAUCAAAGAAGCAUUCGCAGAGAGGGCAGCGGAGAAUAGCGAUUCCGCUGCUGCUCGUGACGGUGGCAAAGUUGGGGACGGUGACUCCGUUGUGGAAAUUGAGAGUUGGAUUGUGCCCGAGGUGGUCAAAUUGCACUCACAUAUGAUUGAACAUGGUGAUCCUCGGAAGUUGCCUGUUGCGGUUCAAUGAUGUCUGCCUGUGCCGAGAGAUCCAGAAAUAAAUUGUUGCAGGGCCGAGACCUUGUUGAUGGACAUGCACCGCCGAGCGGUCAUGGCGAUGGUCGUUUCGAAAUUUAGAGAGCUUGCUUGGCGGACUACCUUUGAUCUGCUGAUCUGCUGUGCCGUAUCUUCCUUCGUGAACAUGCCUC
This is a messenger RNA of Dissoconium aciculare CBS 342.82, 1516 nucleotides long. Its product is annotated as DFP-domain-containing protein. Gene Ontology annotation, cellular component: cytoplasm; nucleus. Gene Ontology annotation, biological process: coenzyme A biosynthetic process. Bases 211 to 1338 code for a protein of 375 amino acids. Lineage: Eukaryota; Fungi; Ascomycota; Dothideomycetes; Mycosphaerellales; Dissoconiaceae. The record is from RefSeq and is a predicted model, not a curated record. The transcript has a single exon. Gene Ontology annotation, molecular function: phosphopantothenate--cysteine ligase activity.